AUGGCAGAGACAAACAAAGAUCAUUUGGUUCAGUCCGAUGAUCCAGACCAUCCUGCAAACCUGAUACCUAGACUGUGUAAACAGUUCUAUAGCCUUGGUUGGGUCACUGGAACUGGAGGAGGCACCAGUAUUCGGAUGGAUGAACAUGUCUACAUUGCUCCCUCGGGUGUGCAGAAGGAGCUCAUCAAACCCAGUGAUAUGUUUGUCCUUUCUUACCCAACUCCCAAGUAUCCACCGUCCGCAAGACAAUACAUUCGGAAGCCUCAUGAGCUUAAGCCCUCUGCUUGCACGCCGCUCUUCCUCGCUGCUUUCGAACGAGGGGCGGGCUGCUGCAUUCACUCACAUUCCCAGUGGUGUGUACUGGUGACUCUUCUUGUUGAAAAGAUGCAUGGCAAGGAUGCCUGUUUCGAGAUCAGCAACAUCGAACAGAUCAAGGGCAUUCCGAAAGGUCCGGGGAAGGGAAUGCUUGGCUUCCACGAUACGCUCCGGGUGCCCAUCAUCGAGAAUACGCCGUUCGAAGAGGACUUGACUGAGAGCUUGGAGAAGGCGAUGGAGCAAUAUCCAGAUACCUACGCUGUUCUGGUGCGGCGCCACGGAAUUUAUGUUUGGGGCGAAACCGUUGCGAAAGCCAAGACCCAGUGUGAGAGCCUGGACUAUCUGUUCCAGCUUGCUGUUGAGAUGCACCGGCUUGGCUUGCCGUGGACGAUAUGA
Capronia coronata CBS 617.96 is the source of this 711-nucleotide messenger RNA. RefSeq names its product methylthioribulose-1-phosphate dehydratase. The coding region runs from base 1 to 711 and encodes 236 amino acids. Gene Ontology annotation, cellular component: cytoplasm. Lineage: Eukaryota; Fungi; Ascomycota; Eurotiomycetes; Chaetothyriales; Herpotrichiellaceae. The transcript has 3 exons. Gene Ontology annotation, molecular function: methylthioribulose 1-phosphate dehydratase activity; metal ion binding. The record is from RefSeq and is a predicted model, not a curated record.